Messenger RNA from Castor canadensis (American beaver), 897 nucleotides. Lineage: Eukaryota; Metazoa; Chordata; Mammalia; Rodentia; Castoridae. The record is from RefSeq and is a predicted model, not a curated record.
AUGAGGAGAGAAAGAGGAGCCCUGUUCAGAGCCUCCAGGGUCCUGCAUCUCGCUCCUUUUGUCUACCUGCUUCUGAUUCAGCCAGACCCCCUGGAGGGGGUGAACAUCACCAGCCCAGUGCGUCUGAUCCACGGCAUGGUGGGGAAGUCAGCCCUGCUUUCUGUGCAGUACAGCAGCACCAGCAGUGACAAGCCAGUGGUGAAAUGGCAGUUGAAGCGGGACAAGCCAGUGACCGUGGUACAGUCCAUUGGUACAGAGGUCAUUGGCACCCUGCGUCCUGACUAUCGAGACCGUAUUCGGCUCUUUGAAAAUGGUUCCCUGCUUCUCAGUGACCUGCAGCUGGCCGAUGAGGGCACCUAUGAGGUGGAAAUCUCCAUCACCGAUGACACCUUCACCGGGGAGAAGACCAUCAACCUCACUGUAGAUGGUGAGGAAAGUGAGACAGAGAGGAAGAAGAGGAAGCUGGAGAAGCAAAACUCUCUGGAGUACAUGGAUCAGAAUGAUGACCGCCUGAAAUCAGAAGCAGACACUCUCCCACGAAGUGGCGAACAGGAGCGGAAGAACCCCAUGGCACUCUACAUCCUGAAGGACAAGGACUCCCCGGAGCCCGAAGAGAACCCUGUUCCAGAGCCUCGGAGCACGACAGAGCCCGGACCGCCCGGCUACUCCGUGUCGCCGCCCGUGCCGGGCCGCUCGCCGGGGCUGCCCAUCCGCUCAGCCCGCCGCUACCCGCGCUCCCCGGCGCGCUCCCCCGCCACCGGCCGGACGCACACGUCGCCGCCGCGGGCUCCCAGCUCGCCGGGCCGCUCGCGCAGCGCCUCGCGCACACUGCGGACUGCGGGCGUGCACAUAAUCCGCGAGCAAGACGAGGCUGGCCCGGUGGAGAUCAGCGCCUGA